AUGUCUGGCUCUUCUGAGCACAGGGAGCUGGAUAGGAUCUCCAUGGAGAUGAACCAACUGUCAUUCAGGAGGCAGCAACUGAUCGAUCGCAGGAACAUGCUGACCAUCCUGCAGGAGUUCAGGAACCGCACCAACCGCAGUAGCACAGACAUGUGUCCAGCAGAUGGCUCCAAGGAGCAGACUGAGAUUCAAUGCCUUGAUAAGGAACUGCAGGAGCUGUCUGAGAAGAAGAGAGAGCUGCAGGAGAGGCAAGAUAACAUUCUCCAUUCCAAGGACCAAAUAAAAGAGUGCAUCAUCAGUCAGGGGGGUGUAUCUGUUCUCCCUGACCCCUCUGUUGUCUUUGUUGAAGCUCCACCCUCUAUACCAGCUCCGGAGGUCAUCCUGGACAUCCAGAAACUUCCUCCCUGCUCAGCUCAGACCCAGUGCCCACAGUGUCGACAGUUCAUCACCACAGAGAUUGUCACUUCAAUAGGCAAUGUGGCCUGUCUGGUCUGUGUCACAAUGUCUGUACUUGGCUGUGUGGCUGGCUGCUGCCUUAUCCCUUUCUGCAUUGAUAACUUCAAAGAUAUCACGCAUAGAUGUCCUAAGUGUCGAAGUUCAAUAAUCACCAUCAAAAAGCUCUGAGGUAAGGGCCCACAUGGACACAGAGACUAAUAAACAGGUCUAAGACUGGGCUUGGACAUCCCCUCUUGUGAUGAUGAGGCAUCUACCAUGAAUCUGAGGUGACCCAUUUGGGGUUCAGUAGACACCCUGUCCCAUCCUGCAGGUAUAGGACAGCAGUGGAUGAGGAGGAAAUGGACAAUGAAUGUUGAAUGGAGCCAAGCCAUAAUGAAACAUGUUCUGCUGAGUGAGAUGUGAUCCUAAAUUCCCAACAACUGUACUGUGGUCAGUGUCACUCCCACCACUCCUGUGAUCAUCGUCGUCAUCCUGUACAUUUCAAGUUAGUAUGUAUCGCAUUGUUCUUGGAAUAAAAUGUCUUCACCGAUGCAAUUUAUUAAGAGAAACUGCAUUAAAUUGUUUAUUUUAAUUUGAUUUUGUAUUGACCUGCAAAAAGCCUGUGUGAAUUGUAAAACAGAGGAAAAUAGUGUUUCAAGGUCUGUAAACUCUAAAGCUGCAUGUAACUUCUCCAAGCCUAGUGGUGGCUGUGUUAGGAACUCCUUGGUAAACAAAAAGUCACAUGAUAGGGUUGUUUUAUUUACUAAACACAACUGAAUGAUUUUCACACACAAUGUACAUUACCAUUUUUAUUGACACAAAAAGGCUAUAUAUAUAUAUAUAUAUAUAUAUAUAUACACACAUUAUGGGUAUACAGUAGUACGCAUACUGUAUACACCAAACAGUCUUAAUACAAAAGAGCUUAGAUGUGCUACGUUUGUAUAAAAUGUACGAAAAGAGCUCGUGCUACGUUUGUAAAAAAAAUAAAUAAAAUGCAUGACAAAAUAUAUACACAAUGUGCAAAAUGUAUGGCAUACUAUGUAUCAAUACACUAUUGUAAGGAAAGGGGCUAUACUUGUAUAGUACAAAUAAAAUGACUUCUGAUUCCA
Molecule: messenger RNA, 1544 nt
Organism: Oncorhynchus gorbuscha (pink salmon)
Lineage: Eukaryota; Metazoa; Chordata; Actinopteri; Salmoniformes; Salmonidae
Exons: 5
Coding region: 1-624 (207 amino acids)
Molecular function (GO): zinc ion binding
Source: RefSeq, a predicted model, not a curated record